Puma concolor (puma) is the source of this 3912-nucleotide messenger RNA. It is a transcript of the gene SF3B3, whose product is annotated as splicing factor 3b subunit 3. The record is from RefSeq and is a predicted model, not a curated record. Gene Ontology annotation, cellular component: nucleus. Gene Ontology annotation, molecular function: protein binding; nucleic acid binding. Lineage: Eukaryota; Metazoa; Chordata; Mammalia; Carnivora; Felidae.
AUGUUUCUAUACAACUUGACCUUGCAGCGAGCCACUGGCAUCAGCUUUGCCAUUCAUGGCAACUUCUCUGGAACCAAACAACAGGAAAUUGUUGUUUCCCGUGGGAAGAUACUGGAGCUGCUUCGUCCCGACCCCAACACUGGCAAAGUACACACUCUACUAACUGUGGAAGUAUUUGGUGUUAUACGGUCACUCAUGGCCUUUAGGCUGACGGGUGGCACCAAAGACUACAUUGUGGUUGGCAGUGACUCAGGUCGGAUUGUUAUCCUGGAAUACCAGCCAUCUAAGAAUAUGUUUGAGAAAAUUCACCAAGAAACCUUUGGCAAGAGUGGAUGCCGCCGCAUUGUUCCUGGCCAGUUCUUAGCUGUGGAUCCCAAGGGGCGAGCUGUUAUGAUUAGUGCCAUUGAAAAACAGAAAUUGGUAUAUAUCUUGAACAGAGAUGCUGCAGCCCGGCUUACCAUUUCAUCUCCCUUGGAAGCCCAUAAAGCGAACACUUUAGUAUAUCAUGUGGUUGGAGUAGAUGUAGGAUUUGAAAAUCCAAUGUUUGCUUGUCUGGAAAUGGAUUAUGAGGAAGCAGACAAUGAUCCCACAGGGGAAGCAGCAGCUAAUACCCAGCAGACGCUUACUUUCUAUGAGUUAGACCUUGGUUUAAAUCAUGUGGUCCGAAAAUACAGUGAACCUUUGGAGGAACAUGGCAACUUUCUUAUUACAGUUCCCGGAGGGUCAGAUGGUCCAAGUGGAGUGCUGAUCUGCUCUGAAAACUAUAUCACCUAUAAGAACUUUGGUGACCAACCAGAUAUCCGCUGUCCAAUUCCCAGGAGACGGAAUGACCUGGAUGACCCUGAAAGAGGAAUGAUUUUUGUCUGCUCUGCCACCCAUAAGACCAAAUCGAUGUUCUUCUUUUUGGCCCAAACUGAGCAGGGAGAUAUCUUCAAGAUCACUUUGGAGACAGAUGAAGAUAUGGUUACUGAGAUUCGGCUCAAGUAUUUUGAUACUGUGCCUGUUGCUGCUGCCAUGUGUGUGCUUAAAACAGGCUUCCUUUUUGUAGCAUCAGAAUUUGGAAAUCAUUACUUAUAUCAAAUUGCACAUCUUGGAGAUGAUGAUGAAGAGCCUGAGUUUUCAUCUGCCAUGCCUCUGGAAGAAGGAGACACGUUCUUCUUCCAGCCAAGACCACUUAAAAACCUUGUGCUGGUCGAUGAGUUGGACAGCCUCUCUCCCAUUUUGUUUUGCCAGAUAGCUGAUCUGGCCAAUGAAGACACACCACAGCUGUAUGUGGCCUGCGGUAGGGGACCCCGAUCAUCUCUGAGAGUCCUGCGGCACGGACUUGAGGUGUCAGAAAUGGCUGUCUCUGAGUUACCCGGUAACCCCAAUGCUGUCUGGACAGUGCGUCGGCACAUUGAAGAUGAGUUUGAUGCCUAUAUCAUUGUGUCUUUCGUGAAUGCCACACUUGUACUAUCCAUCGGAGAGACUGUGGAAGAAGUGACUGACUCUGGGUUCCUGGGCACAACCCCAACCUUAUCCUGCUCCUUGUUAGGAGAUGAUGCCUUGGUACAGGUGUAUCCUGAUGGCAUUCGGCAUAUAAGAGCAGACAAGCGAGUCAAUGAGUGGAAGACCCCUGGGAAGAAAACGAUUGUGAAAUGUGCUGUGAACCAGCGACAAGUGGUGAUUGCCCUGACAGGAGGAGAGCUGGUCUAUUUUGAGAUGGAUCCUUCAGGACAGCUGAAUGAGUACACAGAGCGGAAGGAGAUGUCAGCCGAUGUGGUGUGCAUGAGUCUGGCCAAUGUGCCUCCUGGAGAGCAGCGGUCUCGCUUCCUUGCUGUGGGGCUGGUGGACAAUACUGUCAGAAUCAUCUCCCUGGACCCCUCAGACUGUUUGCAGCCUCUGAGCAUGCAAGCUCUCCCAGCCCAGCCUGAAUCCUUGUGUAUUGUGGAAAUGGGUGGGACUGAGAAGCAAGAUGAGCUGGGUGAGAGGGGCUCUAUUGGCUUCCUAUACUUGAAUAUUGGGUUACAGAAUGGUGUGCUGCUGAGAACUGUCCUGGACCCCGUCACUGGGGAUCUGUCUGACACCCGCACUAGGUACCUGGGGUCUCGUCCUGUGAAACUCUUUCGUGUCCGGAUGCAAGGCCAAGAGGCAGUGUUGGCCAUGUCUAGCCGCUCGUGGUUGAGCUAUUCUUACCAGUCUCGUUUCCAUCUCACCCCCUUGUCUUAUGAGACCCUGGAAUUUGCGUCUGGCUUCGCCUCUGAACAGUGUCCUGAGGGCAUUGUUGCCAUCUCCACCAAUACCCUGAGGAUUUUAGCAUUGGAGAAGCUAGGUGCUGUCUUCAAUCAGGUAGCCUUUCCGUUGCAGUAUACACCCAGGAAAUUUGUCAUUCACCCAGAGAGUAACAACCUUAUCAUCAUUGAGACAGACCACAAUGCCUACACAGAAGCUACAAAAGCUCAGAGAAAGCAACAGAUGGCAGAGGAAAUGGUAGAAGCAGCAGGGGAGGACGAGCGGGAGCUUGCUGCAGAGAUGGCAGCAGCGUUCCUGAAUGAAAACCUCCCUGAAUCCAUUUUUGGAGCUCCUAAGGCUGGCAAUGGGCAGUGGGCCUCUGUGAUCCGAGUCAUGAAUCCUAUUCAAGGGAACACACUAGACCUUGUCCAGCUAGAACAGAAUGAGGCUGCUUUUAGUGUGGCUGUUUGUAGGUUCUCCAAUACUGGUGAUGAUUGGUAUGUGUUGGUGGGCGUGGCCAAAGACCUGAUACUCAAUCCCCGGUCUGUAGCAGGGGGCUUUGUCUAUACCUACAAGCUUGUGAACAAUGGGGAGAAAUUGGAGUUUUUGCACAAGACUCCAGUGGAAGAGGUCCCUGCUGCCAUUGCCCCAUUCCAGGGGAGGGUGUUGAUUGGUGUGGGGAAGCUUCUGCGAGUCUAUGACUUGGGGAAGAAGAAGUUACUCCGAAAGUGUGAGAACAAGCAUAUUGCCAAUUACAUCUCUGGGAUCCAGACUAUUGGACACAGGGUAAUUGUGUCUGACGUCCAGGAAAGUUUCAUCUGGGUUCGAUACAAGCGUAAUGAGAACCAGCUCAUCAUUUUUGCUGAUGAUACUUACCCACGAUGGGUCACUACAGCUAGCCUUCUGGACUAUGACACUGUGGCUGGGGCAGAUAAGUUUGGCAACAUUUGUGUGGUAAGGCUCCCACCUAACACCAAUGAUGAAGUGGAUGAGGAUCCUACAGGAAACAAAGCCCUGUGGGACCGGGGCUUGCUCAACGGGGCCUCUCAGAAGGCAGAGGUGAUCAUGAACUACCAUGUAGGCGAGACAGUGCUGUCAUUACAGAAGACCACACUGAUCCCCGGAGGCUCAGAAUCGCUUGUCUAUACCACCUUGUCAGGAGGAAUUGGCAUCCUUGUCCCAUUCACAUCCCAUGAGGACCAUGACUUCUUCCAGCAUGUGGAAAUGCACCUACGGUCUGAGCAUCCCCCUCUCUGUGGGCGAGACCACCUCAGCUUUCGUUCCUAUUACUUCCCUGUUAAGAAUGUGAUAGACGGAGACCUCUGUGAGCAGUUCAACUCCAUGGAGCCCAACAAACAGAAGAAUGUCUCUGAAGAACUGGACCGAACCCCACCUGAGGUGUCCAAGAAGCUUGAGGACAUCCGGACCCGUUAUGCCUUCUGAGCCCUUUCCCUGUGGGGCUUGUGUCAGAGACUCUCUGUUUUGUUUCCCCUACCACCUGGCUCUGAACCCAUGUGGCAGAAGGGUGGCUGGUUAAUUAAGACUUCGUAAUAUUAAAGCUAGUAUGUCUUUCGUAUCCACUCUUUCCCUGGAGUGACUGGUUCCCCCUAAAAUUGGCACUGAAAUUUGCUAUGCUUCUUUUUGCCUAGUACGUAAUACAUUGCCCCCAGGUUCUGGUGUGUAAUAAGAUGUUGGCGAUUC